CCUGUAUGGGACGGAGGGAUCUGAUGCUGCUGCUAUCCUUGGUGAUGUACAGCUCAAUCCAAUUAGGCUUCACCUCCGGGCUGUGAUGCAGCGAGCGGGGCGAACACUCCUGCUCAGUCGAUGCUCCGCUGAGCGCUACGUGUGAUAACACGUCUUUACAAGCGCCGCUUUUCACUUUAAACCUACUAUCAUGGCUUCGUGGCGAGAAUAAUCAACACUUUCGGGUUUUUGUACAACUUCGUCUUUGUGCUUGAUUCCAGCGAGUUGUUUGUGAGAUUCGGUCUAUACAGAAUGAAGAGGAGCGACUGCCCUUUCAGCAGGGGUACCACUGACGCCUCGCUUCCCUGAGCUGAUGGAGGGGGAAAUAAGAGGCUGAUUGACUUCUUUUUGGUUGUUGAAGUAAAGGAACAAGAGGUGAACGGCGGGAAGGUGCAACCAUGGAGGGCCUUGUCUGAGGUGGAUUCAUCAUAGUACUUCUAAAAGACAUCUGAAUUAGCAUAACAUUUGAGCAGCAGCAGUCAUGACCGAGAGGGCAAACUUCGGGGCUCAGAGGGUCUCACGGCCACAGGGCUCACUCCCGCCAGAACCCAUCGACAUUAUCCGGACAAAAGCCAGAUCCAGAAGAGUCCGGAUCAAUGUGGGUGGGCUGGUCCACGAGGUGCUAUGGAGAACCCUGGAUCGACUGCCGCGAACCCGUCUGGGCAAACUCAGAGACUGCAACACCCAUGAAACCUUAAUGGAGAUCUGUGACGACUACAGUCUAAAUGAUAAUGAGUAUUUCUUUGACAGGCACCCAGGUGCCUUUUCGUCCAUUUUAAACUUUUACCGGACUGGCAAGCUACACAUGAUGGAAGAGAUGUGCGCUCUGUCUUUCGGUCAGGAGCUUGACUACUGGGGCAUCGAUGAGAUCUAUCUGGAGUCGUGUUGCCAGGCACGGUACCAUCAGAAGAAAGAGCAAAUGAAUGAAGAGCUAAGGAGAGAGGCUGAAACUCUCAGGGAGAAGGAAGGAGAUCAAGUGGACACGGGCUGCUGUCCAGACAAAAGGCAGAAGCUCUGGGAUUUGCUGGAGAAACCGAGCUCUUCUGUAGCGGCCAAGAUUCUGGCCAUAAUAUCAAUUCUGUUCAUCAUCCUUUCAACCAUUGCACUGUCACUGAACACCUUGCCUGAGUUACAAGUGAUUGAUGAAUUCGGACAAUCCAACGACAACCCGAACCUGGCCCACGUUGAAGCCGUUUGCAUCGCCUGGUUCACUAUGGAGUACCUCCUCCGGUUUUUGUCUUCACCCAACAAGUGGAAGUUCUUCAAAGGGCCGCUGAAUGUCAUUGAUCUGCUGGCUAUCCUUCCUUACUACGUGACAAUAUUCCUCACAGAAUCCAACAAGAGUGUCCUCCAGUUCCAGAAUGUGCGCAGGGUGGUUCAGAUCUUCCGGAUCAUGAGGAUCCUGAGAAUUCUGAAACUCGCAAGACACUCGACUGGUCUCCAGUCUCUUGGGUUCACUCUGAGAAGAAGCUACAAUGAACUCGGACUGCUGAUUUUGUUUUUAGCCAUGGGCAUCAUGAUCUUCUCCAGUCUGGUGUUUUUUGCUGAGAAGGAUGAAGAUGCUACGAAAUUCACAAGUAUUCCCGCUUCGUUCUGGUGGGCGACCAUUACGAUGACAACUGUAGGUUAUGGGGAUAUCUAUCCCCAAACCCUUCUGGGUAAAAUAGUAGGUGGUCUCUGUUGCAUCGCUGGCGUGUUAGUGAUAGCUCUGCCCAUUCCCAUCAUCGUGAACAACUUCUCAGAGUUCUACAAAGAGCAGAAGCGACAAGAAAAGGCUAUCAAACGAAGAGAAGCACUUGAGAGGGCCAAGAGGAACGGGAGCAUUGUGUCGAUGAACCUGAAAGAUGCCUUUGCUCGCAAUAUGGAGCUACUGGAUGUCGUGAUAGAAAAGAACGAGGAGAAGGGCGCAGACAAUCAUCUUUCACCCAGUCGCUGGAACUAUCAGAAGAACCAAAACUUGGACUUGGGUUCCAAAGGUUAUGAUGCGAAAUAUCAAGAAAUAGGUCAGCUGGCUUCUCCAGAUCGAUUCCUCAAACCUACUUCAAGCCCUCAGCGUCUGAACGCCAAAUCUCUCGAGCAAAUGUACAACCAGAUGACAGCCGCCUCAUCCAUGAGCAGCAGCGGACCUUCGGUUUCCAAAGCGAGCACUGUAAAAGAAGAAGAAAUGGAGAUGAAGGUUGUGCAGUGUGAACCACGGCACAAAGAGAGACCCAUCACUGAGAUAAGAAGCCUGUCCAGCGUCGACAGUUUCGCCAGCUGUGCCACAGACAUCAGUGAGGUAGAGCGAAGCGCGCUACUGCCGAAUUUCUCAGGAGCAAGGCAUCCACGCGCUCCUCCGCCGCUAGACCUCAGCCAGAUCAGCUCCCUGGAGAAGCGGCCACCUGAGAAAGCAAAGCAGCCCACGAUCAUCAAAGAAGGCCUCUACGAGUUUGUCCCGUGCAAGUCAGACAGCAGCACCAUGUCGCAGGGAGAAGAGAACCAAAGCUUUGAUCCGAGCGGGGAAAACGUGAGGAGCCCUCCACGAGGAAACCAAGUCAAAGCCAAGGGACUCAAAGUGAACUUCACCGAAUCUGCAGACGAGGGGGCUUCCAACUUGCACUUAGUCGUGACGGAUGACGCAGCCACACUGACACCAAAGCUACCGGUAUCUGACCCACUACUUCUGGCAGGUUCUCCAAGGCACAGUCCCAGAUCUCCAGGGAAAGGCUUUGAAGGAGACGGAGCCACAGGCUCUCCAGGGCUCAGCCUGUCGUCUUCUGAAAGCCAAAGAGGGAGAAACCACGUCGAUAGAGCCGCCGUUACUCCCACCUCCCCUAAAAGUGCACAAAACUGUGCUUCUGCCACGGUUGGUGCCAUUGGAGCAGAAGACAACAUUCAAAGUGGACAGAAGGUGGACAACCACCUCCUUUCCCCUGAUAUUCUCAAGUCUUCAGGCGAGGGAGGUCGCUCACCACCGUGUGAAACGAGCAUGUGAUGCGACUAACUUAUAGAACGAUUGCAUCAAAGUAUGUGGACAGAAAGAGGCAUACUGAUGUAGUGAAGGGGACUUUAUUUUGUCUUUCUUCAACACUGUCGGACUGCACAGCCGCAGAGAUUGACUUUGUGAUCCUGAGAGAAGGUCUGCUCUUGACAAGAGAGAGCUUAGUGAUAUUCAUACAGAGGGAGGGCGUUAAACAAAUCAUACUCUUAUUAUUCUAUCAUUAUUGUUAUUUUGUAACAGUACAACCCUCCAUUUGAAGGAUUAGUUAGCUGAAUCAUAUAUCUUUUGAAUCAGACUGAUUCAGACAAGUGUGAUAAGAUACCACAAAUUGUUAUUUGUGAUUUUCAGCCCACUAAGCAUAUUUUUAAAGACUAACCACUGUAACAUUUUUGCUGGGUUUGUUUAAUAGUUCUGACCAAAGUGCUACCAGUGUAAAUUGGCAGACUUUAAAUAAUAUUUUUGACCAAAAUAUGCCUUCAUUUGAUAUUAUUCCUCAGUGGUUUUCAGUUCUCUGCAAAUGCGGAUCAAAUCAAAUUCAAAUUUUUCUUCAACCGUCCCUUUGAGUAAGUCAUAGAAACAUACCAAAAUAAAACACAUCAGUACUAAAUAUUCUGAUAUCUAUAUGAGCAUGUCUGUUUCAGUGAAACACCAGUUCAAGUGUUUCCAUUUGCAUCACUUUAUAGCUGAGCCAUAGUCUACUUAGAAAUACAUACGUUCUUUAAAUAAAUAGUUUAGCAUGGUUACUGCUGUGGGCAACUCUCUCCGCAUCAGUGAAACUGUAUGGAAAGAUCAUUGUUUUUAAACUGCCUUCAAUUCAGAAACCUACAACGGCCAUAGUAAAUCAACUAUGCCCUCUGCUGGAUGAAGGAAACGGCACUUUAUUUCUACAGGAUGUCAGCUUGACUGGAUGGGAAUAUUGUACAUUAAAAAACAUUAUUUUAAAGUUCCUCUCUUGAUGUGCAAAACAGUUUGCCGUGUCACAAGGAGGUCAUUGGA
This is a messenger RNA of Labeo rohita (rohu), 4015 nucleotides long. RefSeq names its product potassium voltage-gated channel subfamily B member 2a (gene kcnb2a). Gene Ontology annotation, cellular component: membrane; voltage-gated potassium channel complex. The record is from RefSeq and is a predicted model, not a curated record. Lineage: Eukaryota; Metazoa; Chordata; Actinopteri; Cypriniformes; Cyprinidae. The transcript has 3 exons. Bases 521 to 3013 code for a protein of 830 amino acids. Gene Ontology annotation, molecular function: delayed rectifier potassium channel activity; protein binding. Gene Ontology annotation, biological process: protein homooligomerization; potassium ion transmembrane transport.